Fomitiporia mediterranea MF3/22 is the source of this 1071-nucleotide messenger RNA. RefSeq names its product acid protease. The record is from RefSeq and is a predicted model, not a curated record. Bases 1 to 1071 code for a protein of 356 amino acids. Gene Ontology annotation, molecular function: aspartic-type endopeptidase activity. The transcript has 4 exons. Gene Ontology annotation, biological process: proteolysis. Lineage: Eukaryota; Fungi; Basidiomycota; Agaricomycetes; Hymenochaetales; Hymenochaetaceae.
AUGCGCGAGCCAUAUAAUACCAACGUCGGGAUCGGCUCGCCACCGACUUUCUACACGCUCAUUGUGGAUACGGGCUCAGCAAAUACGUGGAUCUCUGCUCGGGGCUCUCAUCCAUACAAGCCAACAGAGACAUCCAAGGAGUCAAACCGGAAUCUAAGCAUCAAGUAUGGGACAGGGACCUUUCGAGGAAAACUGUGGUAUGAUCGUGUCACUCUUGGUGGACUGGUAGUUGAGAACCAAGGCAUUGGUGUUGCCGACAUGGCUUUUGGUUUCGAGGCCGAUGUUGACGGGAUCCUUGGGCUGGGUCUUGUAGAACUGACGAAGGAGUCCAUCAUUAAAGACAAAAACAGAGGCUCGGAUGACGGGCCCGAGUCAAUUCCGACCAUCCUUGACAAUCUAUUUGCACAAGGAAAGAUACCACAGAAAACAGUCGCGAUUAGCUUUGACCCGAUGUCGACAACAAUCGAGGCGUAUAACUAUGAAGGCAGAUUUCAUGGCGUGCUGACGUUUGGCAAGACAGACCCGCAAAGAUACUUAGGCAAGAUUACCUAUACAACUAUUCCUCAAGGUAGAUCGUCGAGUAAGCAUUGGAGCUUGGAACAGAGAAUAGUCUAUGGCUCGCCCACCGAAGGCGUUGAGAUCCUCAAGGAUGGGAUCGGGGUAAUUGAUACCGGUAGCUCGGUGGUCCAUCUUCAAGCGCGAUCGUUUGAGGAAUACCGAAAGGCAUCAAAUGCAGAACUUAACAUUAUCAGCGGACUUCUAUCCUUGUCCAACGACAACCGGGAAAAGUUGAAAAGCCUCUUCUUUGAGAUUGGUGGAAUGCACUUUGAAAUUCCUCCCGAGGAGCAAAUUUGGCCUCAAGCCUUGAAUGACGUCGCAGGUGGGCCUCCGGAUGAUUGUUACAUGGUGUAUGUCGAGCUCGCCAGCGAUUCUGGGAUCGAUAUCUCACUUAUAAAUGGGUUCACUUGGCUUCAACACUUCUAUACUGUACUAGAUGCGGAGAAUAGACGUAUCGGUAUUGCCAAAGCCGCAUCCCGCAAUACCUGGGAUGCUCGAGCCACGAACAACUAA